AUACUGUGUACAUUUGUGCUCGAAGCUCUGCCCCCGGGCUUACCGGUAUGCCAAAUACACGAGCAGGAGCAGACUCUCAACCUCUCAGUUCUUUCACAAGUUUCAGCCGGUACACAAGAAGCUUGGACAGUUGACGAUUGCAGUGGUUCUGCCAGAAGCCCGGACAACACGCCCAGACCCUAGGAUCGUCUCCUUCGAGUGGCCCUGCGAAGCUGCACUGCCUGCAAGACAGAGUUCCUUUCUUCCGUCGUUCAUGCCCAGGCUACUUACAAGAUGAAGAUGAUGGCGGAGUUGCUGUGCCUCAUUGCUAUGUUAGCAGCCUGCCAGUUUGCUGUUCCGGGUGCCGGAGACGACAUUUUCAACCUCUGCCCGCUUGGGCAGUUCAAUGACACCAGAAACAGUACCAGUGGAGAGUGCGCUCCAUGUCCCAUCAACUGUGAAGAUGCUGGAGGUUACAAUGGCACCUGCCGCAUCCUGGAUGACGGACGCUUCAAAUGCUCGGCUCGCAGUGGUGUGGUGUUUGAGGCCUCAGAGCAAGUUGGACAAGCUAACAUUACCAGUGCUGGACCCUUUCUACGUGGUCAGGGAACCACGGUCUUGGAUAAAGAUAUCGAGCCGCAUCCCACUCUUGCAAACUUCACAAUUCGUUUUGCUGAUUAUGGCUUUGUGAAACGUAUGGAUCGACUUGAGUUCAAUUACAGCAGUAAUAGAGUAGCCAAUAUCACAGCCAUGUUGUCGGAAAAUGGACGUGCGCUGACGUUGGUUCCACAUCCACCUGCUGCACGUCCUCCGGUGCAGAGCUUUGGUGAUGCCCUCGCAUUGGUGAGAGUCCUGGACUUCAGACGGGAGCCGAGGAGCGAGCGUUGUUUCAAUGUGACGGCACACGACGGCGUCCAUCCGAGUAGCGUUGGUUAUGUGUGUGUAACGACAUUGUACGUGGACGACAACAUUCCCCGUCUUUCGUGCCAGUCACGAAUGGCCCGUUUGAUGGAUGUCGACGCACUUCAGACAGAGUUUGCGCCGCUUAUCGACUGUACGCUCACAGACGAUGACGUCAGCGUUGGGCAGACUGUGUCAGGUUUGACUAUUGUUGCCGAUCCUGACAUGGUGGUCGAAGUUCAGGAUGGCAUCCCCGAUGGUCUUGUGGGUGACUUGUCGUCACCUCACAGGCAUAUUACUGGCGAAGCAAGUGUAGAGGUGUAUGAAACUGUACUCAACUCAUUGAUGGUAGCCAUCCGCAUGACAGCGGAGAAUGAAUUUCCCAGUGGUGAUCCACUGCAACGCAGCGUCUCCUGCACACUGCACAAUGUACACCUUAAUUUAUCUUUACAAGGCAAUGCUGAGGUGAUGCUGAUCCCGGUCCCCGAGGAGCCACCGAUCAUAACUCUCAAUUCUUCAAGACAUUACGCAUUCACAGAGAAUGGAGCACCGGUAGUAUCCACGCCGACCAUCGUCAGCCUGCAUACCGUAGAAACUUUCUAUGAUAUUUCGCAAGUACAAUACAGCCUCAUUGGCAAUAACAAUGAUGCACAUUUGGAGGGACUUAUGAGUCAAACAGGCACAACCAGCGGACAAGUGACGUCCAUUCAUCCAACAGCAUUUGUCAUUCGCUGGACACCACCUCUUCGCAUCACGGAUUCUGAGCUCGUUAACUCAUCUGUGAUCAUGUAUCAACAUACGGCUGAUGAAUUCAACUGCAGCAGCUCAAGAGGUCUUCUUGUUGAAGUCACUCCCUUUUCUAUCAACACCAAUCAAGCAGCACCGGAUGUGAAGUCUUCUGCAACAAUAACAAAUUUAAUUUCACUGGAGCGGAGAAAUGAUCAUGAACCCCAGCUGACUGUAGUAUCACCUCCGCUGCCUAUACAGGAGAACAGUGCUGGAAGAGUGUUUGGCGGUGUCGGAAUCUUAGACGGCGACAAUGUAGAGCCCUGUGCACCGCAGUGUUUCAUUGCUCUCACCUUCAGGGUGCAGCAUCCGGAACGUGCUCUUGGCAAUGCGAAGACCGAGUUCUACUUUUUGGAUAAUGUUACAACACCUGCAUUUAUUGAUGUACAGCAGCUGGAUGGGACUGUCACAGUCAACUUCACAUCACCCCUCAACAUCAGUCAAACAGAGGAUCUGCUUGGAAGACUGGUGCUGGAGACGCAGGAUGACAAUCCCACAGAGCCCAUCACACUGCAAGAUGUCCGCAUUCUGGACUCAUCCAGCUGCAGCAACAGCAGUGGUGGUGGCCUGGCAUCCUCGAUUGGCCAAACUGUGACUAUUAACAUUCAGCCUGUGAACGAUGAACCGAGAAUCAGGCAUGUGAAUGCUUCGCAGUCGUGUGCGAAUUUUACAGAGGGUCCGAAGCCUGGCGCGGGACCGGUCAUCGUGAUACCAUCAAAUGCUACAGCCAUCUAUGAUCCCGAGUUUGAUGGUAUUUCAAUGAUCCUAGUGACUGUAUCACGAAACCACCACAAAAACGACGUACUGAGCUUUACUUCACCGUUCAUUUACAGUGGCACGGCAUCAUUGAUGUACAACGGAACUGCCGGGCAGCUGAUGGCUGUCUUUGAUCCUCCACGAUCCAUACCUGGCGUGGAACAUGACUUUGGCGUACUGUUUGACAACGAGGAUCGAGGCUUGAACACCGGCAACCGCGUGCUAGAUGUCGUGGUGUACGACAGUCACAACGCGAGUUCCAAUGCUGUCCAAUUCAAUGUCUGCAUCACUGGAUUCAACGACCCACCACAGAUAUUUGCAGCCCCUGGUGCAUCCUCAAUAUCCAGAACAUACGUCACCAGAAGGUUCGAAGAUGGGGUUCCGCUAGCAAUUGGCGCUGACGCUACAGUGUCUGACGUAGAUGGUCCAGAUCCCUCUAUUACCUGCAUUCUGUCCAACGCCGUGUCUACCGCUGAGGGUCUGGAGUUUCUUUCAUUUGACACAGGAACUACUGGUGUAGCUAUUGAUGUGUUUUCAGGCACGGACGACGUAAUCACCUACCGGCUCACGAAUAGUUCCAACGUACAAGAGUAUGAAAAGGUCCUACGCACGAUGACGUACACGAACAAUGAAAGAGAGACUUCUGGCCAGCUCACCGUUCUAGUGACCUGCACCGUCUCUGAUGGAGUUCUCGAGGAUAGCUUCAGAGUCACGAUCAAUGUGGAGAAUGAACCCUCCAUUGCCCGCCAGACCCCAUCUCAAGGAGUUCGAUCCAUUGUAGCUGGAUGCACCAGUGUGCUAGGUCAGAACUACACGCUGCAAAGCGGAGAUACGGACUUCUUGGGCAGUUUCAGCAUUUCAGUUCGGCAUCGCAAUGGUACACCAUGUGCAGUUGCUUGCAACCCGGCAAACAGCAUCCAACUCCUGCUACUGUCCAGCUUGCUGGUGGAUCUAGGAACUAUACAGGGAAAUGCAACAGCUACGCUCACCUUCUCUGUUGGUACAUCUCCUGUAACAUUCAGUCAAGCCGAGGCACUGAUGCGCGAGGUGAUUGUAUGCAGUCAGUUUUCAAGCACCGAGCUCGUGACCAUCAAAUCUGACGUAAGUGAUUGGCCAUUCGGCAGAGCCAGUGCUUCCGUCUACUCCGAUCUGACGCUGGGAAUUGUCACCAGGCGGCCUACUCUACAUCUCAAUGCCAGUAUGUGUCCUAUGGGCAACAUCACCGAGGCGUAUUUACCAAUCAACGAUUCCAGUCCACAGCCUACAGAUGUUGAUAGCAUCCUCCAGCAGCUCUCGAUAAGCAAUGGUAACGCCGAGAGUGAGAGUGCUGUGACCAUCCUGUCCGUAGUACUUGUUCCAGCUGAUCUCGCUGCAAUCCUACAGUACAGACUCACUCCGACGGCUGCUUGGCAGAAUGUAUCAGCUAAUCUGAAUGGUAGUGUCGAGCCAGGUGUCGGAAUGCCCAUUUUUGCUGGCCAGCAGAUACGUGUUCUUCCCUUACCCAGCGUCCAGAAGGUGUCCGGCUGCUUAGAGUAUACCGUUGCGGCAUUUGACAACACCACAUUAAGCACAGCUGGCUUGCCCUUGGACAAGUUUCCUUACAGCUCAGAACACCUCACCUGCUCAGUUUGCUUUGAGUACCGGAAUCGCCGGCCAGUCAUACAUGAAUCAGUGCUCCUCCUUCCAAUCAUUCUUGAAGAUGCCGGUCAGUCUGCUGAAAGCGGGGCGCAACUCAUGGUCUCAUCGGGCCCAGCAAACAUAUCUCUGUACAGAUUUUCACAGGCUGCAGACUCGCCAAGUCCAGUACCAACACCUGUUGCAAACCUUCUGGCGAAUAUCAGUUCUGAUGAUGACGAUGAUGGUGGUCGCUUGGCCAUUGCGCUGCGCAAUGCUGUAACAAACAAUGUCGGAGUAUUCCAGUAUUCAAGCCCCAAUGGAUCAGUUAUCAACAACAUUUCUUUUGAACUAGCGCCCAAUGAGUUUUUAGUGCUUCGCCCACCUCUUCAAAUCCUAUUCGACCCAGAACUUCACGCUAAUGGAAACGCAACCAUUGAAGCAUGGGCCUAUGACGAUUCCAGCUUUCCCGCUGGCGACACGGGAAGAGUGAUGGUAACAGACUUUGGACCCAGUUCACCGAUAUCUGCUGGGAGUACAGUCAUAACACAAAUUGUGGAGCCUGUCAACGAUCGCCCUGUCGUCGAUUUGAACGGACCAUUACUGCUCGGCUUAGACCAAACGGUGGAGUUUGUAGAGGAAUCAGUGCAGGCAAUCUACCUCACUCCUGAUGCACAGAUCUUUGAUGUGGAGUUCAACACACUAGCAAAUCUGACAGUUGUGUUUGACAGUGUAUACCCCGGUGAAGAUGUUAUCAACUUUGUUGCUCCAAACAGCUUGACUGUGGCGACUGAUGACGUAAGCACGGGCGGUAUGAGGGUUAUGCGCACUAUCACUGCCCAGCCUGCGUCAGGACCUAAUGCACCAAAAGCAGACUACUCGGAAUUCCUGAGAUCGUUCACAUAUAUCAACACUAAUGAUGAAUUCACAGGAAGUAGAAGAACGGCUAGUGCCACAGCCCAUGAUGGGAAGAGUCCAAGUCGGCUAUCAGCCCUGACUAUUAACCUGAUCAGCACAAACGAUGCUCCAGAAUUUGAGCCACCAGCACCGAGGAGCAUGAAUGCGACUGAGCAAGCAUCCCAGGCCACAAUUCGGACAACCAAUGUCUUCCAAUCGAAUGUGACCGAUGAUAAUUCGGCAUCAGUGUCAGAAGUAACAGUUCGACUGGAUGGAAUCAGGAAUGAAGGUGAACGAUUGGCAAUAGCCGAGGGAUUUGGGCUAGGAAGCUCCUUCAAUCUUACUGAUUACAAUAUGACAAGCCAUGUCUAUAACCUAGCCAUCGGUGGUUUGUCGUUCAUGGAAACCAGCAAUGCCAUUCAGCUUAUAGAGUACGUCAACAUAGCUGAUGAGCCGUUGAAUGGAGAGCGGACUAUCUCUGUUGUCGUCAGAGAUAGCAUGGCAGGGCCCAUCACUCCACUUAAUCCAUUCGGUGGAACAUCUGCACCAUUGGAAACAUUCCUUUCAACAAUUCCAGUCAAUGACAAUGCACCUGUGUUUACACAAGUGCAAUAUGACACUUGUGCACCAGAAGGUGCAAGAGGUUUCACUGUCACCAGUAGCAUCUCUGCAACAGAUGCCGACAGCAUCAAUCAAGUACAGGACCUGCGAUUCUUCUUCAUCUGCCCUAAUAUGUCAUUGAAUCUCGGCUUGUCGGUCGAUGGAAUGUUGACCGAGUUGGAGGGUACAGCAGCUCCAGGAAGUGGACCAGGAAUGGACACCCAAAUGACUGUGUGUGAUGUCUUUGGAAUUGACAACACAACGGGUGUUGUGACUUCGUGUGACGGCGAACUUUGUGCUGUCCCCCGUUGUCUUCUUCAUCCAUCCAUUACAAUUCCAAUGGGAGUAUCUGAUGGAGAAUUCAGUGCAUAUGCAACUCUCAAUAUCACAGUCGUGGAAGCCAAUAAUAAUGCUCCAAGAUUCACUGAUAAUGCUGGUGUGAGUGUAGAUGAAAGCUUCCUUGGUGUCUCUGUGACGACCAUCAUGGCUGUCGAUGAUGAUGUGUUCCCCCCUAACAAUGUGAUUGAAUACAGCCUCGUGGACACGUUCUCUGGCCUCUUCUCAAUUAAUAUGACUUCGGGAGAAAUUUCAACCACUACUGGUCUAGACUAUGAGAGUGUCUGUGAAUACAACUUGACAGUUGUAGCUACAGAUGGUGUUGGAGCUAAUACGGAUUGUUUCUUUGGUGGAAGAUUGACUGCAACUCGCCAGCUGAUUGUGACAGUCAAUGACGUGAAUGAGUUUGCUCCAACUGUCCCAAAUGCUGUUACAGAAUCAUUUGCAGAGGAUACACCUGUAGGCACAACUAUACUUGCGCUAUCUGUUGAUGAUAAAGACACUGGUUGUCCAACAAUUGAUAACGAUGGAGAUGAGCUCAGGUAUUCUCUUCAACAGGAUUCUCCACCUUUGUUUGAUAUUGAUAACGAGGGCGUCAUUACCCUGGUCACUAGUCUGGACUUUGAAACAGCAACUAUGCAUACAGCCACUGUGUUUGUCAACGACACUGGAACACCACCCCGUAGCUCAUCGUUUCCUCUAACUGUGAACGUCACCAAUGUCAACGAUAAUGGCCCUGUUUUUGGUCCAGAUUCGUAUACUGCUACUGUCAACGAGACAACUGCAAUUACAAAUGUGUUGGUUUUCAUUGCUACUGAUGCUGAUGGUACACUUAAUGAUCUGAAAUUCAGUCUUCAAGGCGAGCCAACGAGUGUGUCUGUGGAUCCAGUUACUGGUGUUCUGUCAAUUAUUGAUACCAACCUGGACUUUGAAACUGAUCCUGUCAUCACAUUCACAGCAUUCGUGAACGAUUCAAUGUUUACUGAUACGGCUUCAGUUACAUUGAAUUUACUGGACUUGAAUGAUAAUGUUCCAAUGUUGCGAAACAUUAUAAACAACACAUAUACAAUCCAGAACAGACCAAUUGGUUUGCAGCCCAAUGCUAUUGUUGUGGAUAAUGAUGCAAUUCACCCUAUUGAUCGACUUACCAUUGAUCUUCCAGGAACUUCUGCUGUUGCGCAGCGCUUGGCUUCUCCACUUCCAUGUGACUGCACAGCCUCACCACUCGGCACAUGUCCCGAUAUCACUGCUCUCAAUCUACUGACACUGAUGACAGGCCCAGUUCCUGUUGACAAUGGUAUUGCCACUUUCAAUGGACUAGCUAAUAAAGUCAGUAUGGCUGAAGUACAGGCCAGCCUCGUCGAGGGCUUUGUACUCUCCACUUGCAUUAGGAUCAACACAACCAAAUUUGGCUACCUGAUAACUGUCCUGGAUAAUUCUGGUAAUGUUACCUUCGCUGUGGAACCAAGACCAACUGGAGCUAUUGCAGUCUCAUAUACAGUUGAUGGCGCGAGGAAAACCUUUGAAGUUGCCCAUCCAUCUGCCGACUUGUUUGAUGGGCUUUGGCACAACUUUGCACUCGAAUUGCGAUUCCCCCAACUCCGUCUUCACGUCGACAAUGUACAACAGACUCCAUUCGUACUUCUUCCUUCUCAACGGCCCGAUGGUUUACCAAAUAACCAUAGUGGUCUGAUCAUUGGUUGCCAUAAUGCACAGUGCUUCCGAGGACAAGUGCGAGCUCUGGCUUUCAGAGUGGGAAUCUCAAACUUGUUGCACUUUGCACAUACUCCAGGAGCGUUUGAUGGAACAUCUUUCUUGUUUGGUGGAAUGUUGGGCGAUGAGAGACGAGUAGCUGAGGUUCACAAGCCUGGUAUUCGUACCAACACAGAUAGUUUUGAAAUUGAUGUUGAAUUUGAACUUGCCUUUGAAGAAGGUGCUGAAAGGGAACGUGGUGUGCUUGUUAGCGAGGGACGUGCACUCGAUUGGCGGUAUGGUCUAAUUGCUCAAGCCGCUGCAGUCGGACAGGCAGGAUCAAAAGCAUUUUUUGAGACUUUUCAUCGUGCUUGUGACGGAUCAUUAAAUAUACUAGUUGAAUCUGGUGGCGUUUUUGACUUUGGUCCAUUAGGAGGGAAUAUCCAAACAGGAAGACAUGAAGUCCAAGCUCAGUUUCAGCCUGAUGCAAUUGUUCUCACUCUGGAUGGGACACUAUCUAUCACGUUAAACCUAUCCCUGGCGCAAGUGCCAUGCUUUGCCAACCCUGUACCAACUGAUGCCAACUCUUUUACCUUUGGUGCUCAUUUGGAAAACGAUACAGAAGUAACAGAUUCCGGCACCCACUUGAAUGGUCGAAUUUUCAAAGCUCUUGUCAGGGCAGGAACAACUACUGCAGCAGAGAAGGCUUGCCUCCAGGAAGGUUGUGGCGAGUGCAAAUGUGGUGGGCGCUGUGACAAUCUGCCCGUUUGUGUUGCAGGUGAUCCAACACUGGGUUGUAGAUUUGACAUUAGUAAGUACGGCAAGUGUGGAAUUGAUGCCACUGAUCUAUUGCUUCUAGCCGGUUCGGCAUGUACUGAUGGUGAGCAAAUUCUUCAGACAACUGAAACAGGCCCGAACACAUCUUUGGAUGCUGGAAAUACAGAUCUUCCAUCGGAUUUCAGUGAGUUUUCAGUGGCAGCUUACUUUGAAAUGGAUCCAUCUCGAGACGGUGGAGUGAUUGUUGUUGUUCCAGGAGUGGUUGCAGUUUCGAUUAAUAACUCCUAUGUUGUUGUAUUCAUCUGUGUUCCCAAUGAAAGAAAUAUUAUAUAUGUACCACUCGAAUUUGUCCUAACAUCAGCUGUAAAUAACAACAUUCCACACCACAUAGCAGUGAGUGGAGAUGCCAACAGCAUUGUUGUGUUUGUGGAUGGUGCCAGUCUUGGUACCCAAGCAAGGCCUGCUAAUAGUGGAACAAGUAUCACUGGGAGAAUCUACUUUGGUUUCUGGCCAAUGACAACACAUCCCCGGUUCGUUGGUACUUUGCGUGCAGUGACUCUAAGUAACAAGACACUGAGUCAGUUUGAGGUCUUGUGUGUGGAAAGCUGCGGUUCCUUCAUCACUGUAAAUGAUCCUGCUUCUGUCUCUCCCAACAUCACCAAGAUUGGCAAUGGCAAUGGAAUGUUCAACACUGCAAUUGAUCUUGUUGGCAAGGAAUUUGAGGAUCGUUAUGGUUCUGUCCUUCGGACUGUGCGAUACUACAACUUGUUCUCUGAGCCUCAAAAGACAUUACCAUUUGAUCAAUCCCUCCGGAUUUCUGUUUUUGAUAAUGGAGGUACAUCAGCUGUGGAAACAUCCAUCUCCACAAUAACUGUGCAAUCCGCUGGUACGCCUGUUAUCCGUGCUGGUGAUGGGGAGAUCGACAAUGUUGUUAUUGUUGAAGGUGGAGCUCCAGCACAACUCGUAUCUCCUCAAGUUGUAAUUCUCUUACCAGUGGUACCUGGUCUUCAAGCCAUUGUCAUAAUCAACAGUAUUGAAGGUGGCUGUCCACUAGGAGAGAGUCUAUCUUUGGAUAACUCCAUCAGCAGUACAUGUACCAAUCUGACUAUUGUCAACAGUACUCAGGCAAUUCUUAUACCAAGUGCACGCAACUCAGGCGGUGAUCUUUCGAAUACGUUGCGUGCUGUCAGGUUGUGUACUUAG
This is a messenger RNA of Sycon ciliatum, 9540 nucleotides long. RefSeq lists its product as uncharacterized. Gene Ontology annotation, cellular component: catenin complex; plasma membrane. Lineage: Eukaryota; Metazoa; Porifera; Calcarea; Leucosolenida; Sycettidae. Bases 274 to 9540 code for a protein of 3088 amino acids. Gene Ontology annotation, molecular function: cadherin binding; calcium ion binding. Gene Ontology annotation, biological process: homophilic cell-cell adhesion. The transcript is spliced from 28 exons. The record is from RefSeq and is a predicted model, not a curated record.